Messenger RNA from Salvia miltiorrhiza (redroot sage), 1150 nucleotides. RefSeq names its product transcription factor bHLH118-like. The coding region runs from base 280 to 978 and encodes 232 amino acids. Gene Ontology annotation, biological process: regulation of transcription by RNA polymerase II. Gene Ontology annotation, molecular function: DNA-binding transcription factor activity, RNA polymerase II-specific; protein dimerization activity; RNA polymerase II transcription regulatory region sequence-specific DNA binding. The transcript is spliced from 3 exons. The record is from RefSeq and is a predicted model, not a curated record. NCBI's taxonomy places the organism in Eukaryota, Viridiplantae, Streptophyta, Magnoliopsida, Lamiales, Lamiaceae. Gene Ontology annotation, cellular component: RNA polymerase II transcription regulator complex.
GGCAAUCAAUAAUGCGUGUUUUUAUGGUGUUAGAGAAAAUAUUCGGUGGGAACUUCCCUUUGUGUAUACAUAAAAUAGUGGUUCAGAAAGCAAGCUAUCACCGUCCAUUAUUAAACAUUUAAAAUGAGCAAUGUGGGGUCUUCCUCUUCCUCUUUUUUUUUUUUUUGUUUCAGAUCAUUUUUGCAGUGGAAUGAAUCAAAAGGGCCAUUGCAACUCACCAACCGUAUCCUCUACUCCAUCAAAUCCAAUUCAAAAUAAGAUUUGAGAUCUAAAUUAAACAUGUUCUCUUUCCAGCCAUGUGAUGAGCUGCCUUUCCCUAUCCAAACCACUCCUCAAAACUAUCAGAUUUCGGAAGGAAAUUUAAUUAGUUUCAGUGCGACCACCACCAAAGAAGAGCAGCUGAUCGGAGCUUCAAACUCCCGAUCGCCGAAGCAAAAGGGUCAGAUCAGGUAUGGAUCAUAUAAUAGGAGGGUUUUGCACAGAGAUAUUGAAAGGAAGAGGAGGGAAGAAAUGUCCAAGCUUUAUGUUUCUCUGCGCACCCUUCUUCCCAUGGAGCACAACAAGGGGAAAAGCUCUGUAAGCGAUCAAAUGGAGGAGGCUACGAAAUACAUAAAACAGAUGCAUGAGAAAAUCGAAAAAUUGCGAAGUAAAAGAGACAAGCUCAAGAAAUUACACAAUUCCUCUUCUUCGUCUUGUGGCACAAACGUAGAAAGUUCAUAUGAUAGAAAUGGAUUGCAUAACAGUGUGGCGGUGCAGCGGGUUAUGGAUGGAUUGGAGAUCCUCAUCACCAACAAAAGCCCUCAGUUUGAGCUUUCUCACGUGCUUGCACAACUCUCUGAAAGAGAGCUAGAUGUGGUUAGCUGUGUUUCCACAACAACAAAUGGUGGAUUUCUCCACAAAAUCCUUAUUAAGGCCAGCAAUAGGACGUGCCUUGAUGUGUGGGGGCUGCACGAUAGAUUAAGUGACACUAUCAAGUAAUAAGGGUGGGUUAUAGCAAGUGAGUGAGAAUUUAAAGUUUAUGAAUAAAUUGGCUUGUUUGUUUUAGGAAACUUACAUGAUCUAUGUGAUCGAUCUGGUAAUUAACUAUGCACAUUUAAUUUCUGAAUGAUCUUGGUGGUGAAUACUCCUAUUAGUGAAUAAUUUUGACUUU